Molecule: messenger RNA, 756 nt
Organism: Dovyalis caffra
Lineage: Eukaryota; Viridiplantae; Streptophyta; Magnoliopsida; Malpighiales; Salicaceae
Source: the annotation of a GenBank genome assembly
AUGGAAGAUGAUACAUGGAGCUUUGGUCUCUCUACUUCUUCUUCAAGAAGCUAUCAAUCAGCUCUCAAGUCUCUUUCUGAUCUUUGUAUUGAUUUUGAAGAUAUAGAAGAAGAAGAUGAUGAUUUAAGGACGGAGUAUCCGUGCCCUUAUUGUACAGAUGAUUUUGAUUUAGUUGAAUUGUGCUCCCAUAUUGAUGAAGAACAUUAUUUAGAAGCCAAGUCGGGGGUAUGCCCUGUUUGUUUCACCAAGUUGGGGAUGGAUAUGGUUGAUCACAUAACAACAGAACAUCGAACCAUUUACAAGAUAUCCUUUUUUGUUUUCAGUCGAAUUGCUCUUAGUUUUUUAUUUAGACUUGAGGCCAUGUCUACAUCCUUGACUAGAGAUUACAGCUUGCAAAAAUUGAAAAUUCAGAAAGGUGAGUCACACUUGAAUUCUUCUUUUCUGAAGAAGGAGUUAGAGGAUGGAUAUUUGCAAUCAGUACUUAGCGGAUCAUCCUCGGUGGUUUCUUCCUCCAAUUUGGCACCUGAUCCAUUGUUAUCAUUUCUUUGCAAUGUAUCCCCUGCUGAGAAAUUGGAAAGUGUACAGCCUACUAGUUCAAUUAAAGCGUCCUUAGAAGAGAAAAGCUCAGAUGUGAAACUGUUGGAAAGGAAUGAUCAUGUAUCACCUUUGUCAGAUGAGGAACACAUGGAGAAGGCAAAGAGAAGUGACUUCGUACAGGGACUGUUAUUGUCCACCAUAUUUGAUGAUGGCCUAUGA